AUGGCUGAACCGUUCAUCACGAUUCGGCGUGGCUCGCAAUACUCCGAAACAGGCGACAAUAAUGGAGCACAGUUAUCCCCUAUCCAUGAUGCACCUCAACACAUUCCAGCAUCUGCCUCUUCCGACCUACACCAUACUCCCACUAUCGAAGACUGCUCAGAUGAAGAGGAGGGAGCCAACGCCAACCACAGACCUCGUCGGUUUGCUCCCAAAGGGCAUCUGAACACACAGGGCCAUGGCCGAAGUCCUCGGCCGCCUGGCCCGUACUAUCCGCCCGACCGCCAAAGAGCGUAUUCGAAUAACUUCAUGCCGCCGUUCUCAAAUCCCCAAGAGAACAACACCAGAUCCUCUUCAGACUCUCCACCUUCUCCUACUGCAUUCAUUACCCUUACCCCUGGCAAUGGCGAGCAACCCAUGCCUGAGCAUUUUAAUCACCAGCCUGAGCAUUUCAAUCACCAGCCUGAGAAUAUCAAUCACCAGCCUGACUCUCCAGUCGAAGGAACACGACGGAUAAGAGGCCACAGACAGCGGAAAUCCUCCUUUAUUGCGCCAUCUUCUCCAGCGGGCCAUAGCUACUCCUCAGUCCCAAGUAGCCUCCAAAGCGAUGUCUUCUCUCAAGACCGUAGACAAAGCGAAUCACACCGCAGCUGGAGUCCUGAUCAGUCGAUGCCAGGGCCUUCUCCUUACCCUCAAAUGAUAAAGCCAAUACCGCCUGACCAAAACAACCCCGACGCAUUUACAGGUGGAUGGUCUUCACCUCCUGGGGCGAACAACCACAUGCAGCUUGUAGGCCCUGGUCCAGGUCCCAAUGGGCCCAUGAUGCCGGCUCAAGUGCCACAUCGGGAGCCUCAAGAAUUUCGCAGAGAUCCUCCUAUUUCGGGAUACCAGCAGAUCGCCAUGAACAUGGCUGGAGAAAUGGGGCACAUUCGGAUAUACCCAAUAUAUCGACGUUAUGCCUCGUUAAACCACCGCCUUCUCCUUCAUAUCCAAGACGAACUCGCCGUACUCGAAGAGGAAUUGGGGAGACUGGAUUAUGACGAUGCCUCUGAUAGAACACAGCAUGAUCAUAUACGUCCUGCUUCUCGAAGAGAGGAAGGCAAGCGCGGGAUUGCCAGGGAUGAGCUGAUGAAAAAUGUUAGCUUUAAAUUAGAGCAGUACCGUCAAACACUUGCCGCCUUCCAUGAAAUGCAGCAAUACCCCCGACCGACGAACGAAGAAAUCGACGGCUAUAGUGACUUCCUCUUCCGAGACGGUGGCCCAAUUGUUGAGAGCGAGGCUAGGUUUAUCCGUCACGAGAGCGAUCUCGUGUGUCUCCCGUUCUUCGCGGCAGACGAGCCUGGACCUCCUCCGAUGAAGGAAAUAUCGGGUAUGCCGCCCUCGCCGAUACAGUCUGAUAUCACUACCCACACAACGAGAAGCAAACAAGGGAACGACCCCAUGAAGCCCAGAAAGGCGGGUUCCCAUCGCCCUCGCACCCUCCUCAAUGCUGCCUAUGUUAGCAUUGCAGCUAUUCUUGCCCCUAUUCUCACCUUCUUUGUCAUUCCCAGCUUCUUGGGCCGCAUGUUGAUCGUCUUUGUCGCCAUUGGGGGCGUAUCGGCAGUGGUGAUGUCGUCAGGGUUGCUGCGUGGAUCCGACCAAACUGUUGUCAGGGAUUGUGUGAUCUGUGCGGGAGUAUAUGGUGGGAUUAUGGCUGUAUUGGCUGGAAUAUGUUGA
This is a messenger RNA of Clonostachys rhizophaga, 1713 nucleotides long. Lineage: Eukaryota; Fungi; Ascomycota; Sordariomycetes; Hypocreales; Bionectriaceae. The record is from the annotation of a GenBank genome assembly.